Nasonia vitripennis (jewel wasp) is the source of this 1265-nucleotide messenger RNA. RefSeq names its product muscle-specific protein 20. The transcript has 5 exons. NCBI's taxonomy places the organism in Eukaryota, Metazoa, Arthropoda, Insecta, Hymenoptera, Pteromalidae. Bases 457 to 1005 code for a protein of 182 amino acids. Gene Ontology annotation, molecular function: protein binding. The record is from RefSeq and is a predicted model, not a curated record.
AGCUUCACGCUUCAUAAGCGCUACUUCGAGGCGCUAAAAUAAACACCCGUCGAGAGCUUUCCACACCCAGGCUUAUAACUUUUGCGAAAGAAGAAGAAGAAGCGGCGGCGGCAGCACCACCACCACCGCCGCGGCGUCGAAUGUUUCCAGUUUACACGCCGUCGAGCACGUAGAGGGCUUUUCGCGCGCUCAUUGUGUUUGUGUUCGCGCGUGUGUGUGCACGGCUGAGUAAGUGAUCUAUAUAUAGAAACGCCCCCCACGUUCACCAACACGCGCGCACACCUGUCACGGAUAUAUACUCUGCAACGAGCCGCGGGCCGCACACUUUUUGUGCUUGCGCUAUACAAGAAGGGCAAAGCUCGCAUACAAAUUAACAAGCGUCUCUCAUCCGCUCACGGACUUUUUCUACGAUUUGUCACUUUUUAUUAAUAAUAUCCGCACCCAACCUUCAUCAACAUGCCGGGACGUCCACUGUGGCAGGUAGCUGGAAAGCGCGAGCCGGAGCAGGAAGCCGAAGCUCAGCAAUGGAUCGAGACGGUCAUCGGUGCCAGAUUCCCACCUGGUGCCAGCUACGAGGACGCUCUGAGGGACGGUGUCAUCCUGUGCAUGCUGAUGAACAAGCUACAGCCGGGGCUCAUCUCCAAGAUCAACACCUCGGGCGGGGACUACAAGAUGAUGGACAACCUCAACCAGUUCCAGAAGGCUUGCAUCAAGUACGGUGUCCCUGACGUCGACCUGUUCCAGGCCGUGGACCUGAUGGAGCGCAAGAACAUCGCCCAAGUCACGAACACCAUCUUUGCCAUCGGACGCACGACGUACAAGCACCCCGAGUGGCGCGGCCCCUGGCUGGGACCCAAGCCCUCCGAGGAGCACAAGAGAAACUUCACAGAGGACCAGCUGAGGGCCGGCGAGGGAAUCAUCGGUCUGCAGGCCGGCACCAACAAGGGCGCCACUCAAUCCGGACAGAACUUCGGCGCCUCCAGGAAGAUCAUCUUCGGAAAGUAAUCGGCACCCGCAUCGCGAGACGCCUCGAUUUUCAUAAUGUCCACUUACUUACUUACUUAUUUGUAUACCUCGUUCGAAUGUAUAAUGUGUAGCGUAAUCCGAGGCGGCGAAAACUAUCAUAUAGUUUUCCCGCGUUCAUUGCAGUUUCCUUGUAUUUUUCCGACGUUCUAACCCACGCAUGACACCGAGAGAGAAUUAUUUUUAUAACAAGUGUAACGCUGAUGGUUGUCAGUUGAAUAAAUUGACAGGUCUAGGAUAUA